Didymodactylos carnosus is the source of this 4986-nucleotide messenger RNA. The record is from the annotation of a GenBank genome assembly. NCBI's taxonomy places the organism in Eukaryota, Metazoa, Rotifera, Eurotatoria, Philodinida, Philodinidae.
AUGUUGUGCAAUAUAUGGCUAGUACAUUUACAUUUAACCGAUGAUGAGGAUCAACAACUAUCACAACUACAAGAAUAUUUAAGAAAGGAAAUUGGUGAUUCGCCAACAUUAUUAACAUUAGCUAAGUUUCUAAUUUAUAUCAAUGAAAAUGAACGAGCUGACAGAUAUUGUCAAUUAUUAUUUAAAGAAUUGCCAGGCGAUCAUCAAGAUACUAGUUUAAUAUUUCAUCGUUUAGGGUCAAUUUGUUAUCAUACGGGAAAAUACAAACUGGCAUUGGAAAAUUUUGAAUAUUCACGUGACAUUUAUGCAUUGCAGAAUAAGGAUAAAAUUUCAAAUGAAAACUUGAGAAAACUAAGAAAAAGAUGGAACAUUGAUCAAGAUGCUCUUUUAUCCGAUCAUUACUCAAUCGAACAAGUCACUCAAACUUUGUUAUCCCUCACAUUAUCGGAUGCUAUUUCUUCUAUAAGUACAAAAACUACUGAUCUAUCGUUAAGCGAUAUAUACGCUGAUAUUGCUCGUGUAUACUUAGACAAAUGUGAGUAUAAACUUACACUACGCAACUGUGAAAAAGCAUUAGAAACAAAACAUUUUACGGUUAAUGAUUUACCAUUGAUGGAAACAUACACAAUUAUCGGUGUGAUAUGUUGCAAGACCGGUUAUGGUUCAAUUGCAAUGAAAUAUUUUGAGAAAACAUUACAGAUGUGCUCUCAACAUUUACCAUCUGUUCACCCCUCAAUGGUAAAGGUUUAUUGCAACAUGGGCUUAGCAUAUAAAAAUCAAACAAAUCUUAAUGACGCAUUAUACUUUACCAACAAGGCACUUCAAAUGCGACUUCAAUGUGCACCACAACAACAUUUGGAUACCAUUCGCAUAUAUAAUCAAAUUGGCCAAAUUUAUAUUGGACAGAAUGAAUAUGAUAAUGCAUUAAAUAUACUUCAACAAGCUCUUCAUGUUUGUGCACAAGCUCGACAACUAAAACAUCCAUUAACUGGUGAGAUUAAUUAUUACAUUGGUAUUGCGUAUAUGAAACAAGGACGAAACACUUUGGCUUUAGACCAUUUUCAAACAGUACUCAAGAUCUCAGAUGUUAACGACCGGUUAAUCCGUGAAACAUAUUUCGGGAUGGGCUGCAUCUAUGAAAUACAACACAAUAGUGACACUGCAUUGUUGUAUUACCAUGCGGCAUUGAAAAUUUUACAAUCAGAUUAUGACGUUACAUUACAAAACCUAAUUAAACAUAAAAUUAGUAUGAUUGAAAAAUCCAGAGUUUCGACUGAAUCGGCUUCCAAAAGCAAGGUAGAACAGCUGCAAAAGCUGUUCGCUACCAUCGACCGAAGUGCCCAACAUAUCCCUGCUACACAGAUACAACGCUUCUUGACAGAGAUGUAUGAACUAAGUGAACAUAAAAGUCCACGAUUGUUUAUUGUUUUGCUGGAUGAAAUGAGUAAAUCUAAACCAAUUAUUACAAGUGCUGACAUUGUACAACGACAAUAUCGGCUGUAUUUCUUAUGUGAAACUUCAACAAAUGAAAGAGUUCUUCAUUUCACAUCUCACGAAGGUUAUGUCAUUCGUCAACCACGAGAAUUCUUUCAAAUAUACGCAUCCUAUCUACGAACAAUGAUUUAUGUUGUCAAGAUAUUAUUAUCAAUCGCACAUAAUGUCGCAUCACAAAUAUCUGAUUCGUUAGAAACCAUUCAAAUGCCUCAUCUAUUAACAGGAGAAAACAGUAAUGAAUAUAUAAACCAAGGCCUUGACCAAAUCAAUAAAGUAUUGAGUCUGAUUGAUAGGGACUAUGCUCAAUAUGGUCACUCAUUAUUCCAAAACUCAUCAUUAUCAUUAUAUUGUUUACAGUUUCAACAAUUGAAGGACUACCUAGAAAUAUCCGACAAAAUUUGUUCGUAUGGUAAUUUAUGCUGCACGACAACUGAGAAAGGUUGUGUUCGGUGGGUGUGUAGCGCUCAUUACCAUCAAAACGUUGUUUGCGAUUCAUCAGAUCACCAGAGAGGAUCACACGUUGUUCAUUUGAGAAAAUAUAAUGAUGAAGUAGGAACAGCAAGUAAUGAUAUUCGAGAGAUGUCUGAAUUAACUGAAAAAAAACAAUCAGUUGCACAUCCCAUGAAAACGAAUACAAUAAUUGCAGAUGCUAUGCGAAUAAACAAAACACUAACAAGUAUUGAUAUUUCCUGGAAUAGUGUAUCCGAUGAAGGCGCAACAGUAAUUGCCGAUGCCUUGAAAACCAACGUAACACUAACAAUUGUCAAUGUUGAUCACAACAAUAUAUCGGACGUGGGUGCAAAAGCAAUUGCCGAUACUCUGAAAAUCAACAAAACACUAACAACUCUUAAUAUUCAAAGUAACAAAAUAUCAGAUGAAGGGGCCAUAGCAAUUGCAGAUGCCUUGAAAAUGAACGAAGCAGUAGCUAUUCUUGACGUUUUUGACAACAAUAUAUCUGUUGCGGGUGCAAAAGCAAUUGCAGAUGCUCUGAGAAUAAACGCAACACUGACCACUCUUGAUAUUUCCUGGAAUCGUGUAUCCGGUGCAGGGGCAAUGGCAAUUGCAGAUGCUCUCAGGAUAAACGCAACACUGACCACUCUUGAUAUUUCCUGGAAUAAUGUAUCCGAUGCAGGGGCAAUAGCAAUUGCAGAUGCCUUGAAAAUCAACAGAACAGUAACAACUCUUAAUGUUUCUGAGAACAGUAUAUCGGAUGUAGGUGCAAAAGCAAUUGCAGAAGCUCGCAGAAUAAACACAACAGUAACAAUUCUUGAAAUUCAGCAAAACAAAAUGUCAGAUGAAGGGGCAAAAGUACUUGCAGGUGCCCUGAAAAUGAACAGAACAGUAACAACUCUCAAUAUUUCUUGUAACAAUAUAUCGGAGGCAGGUGCGGAAGCAAUUGCAGAUGCUCUGAAAAUAAACACAACACUAAAAACUCUUGAUAUUUACUGGAAUAGUGUAUCUGAUGCAGGGGCAAUAGCAAUUGCAGAAGCUCUCAGGAUAAACGUAACACUGACGACUCUUGAUAUUUCCUGGAAUAAUGUAUCCGAUAAAGGGGCAAUAGCAAUUGCAGAUGCUCUGACGAUAAACACAACACUCACAACUCUAGAUAUUCUGCAAAACAGAUUAUCACACGAAGGGCAAAAAGCAAUUGCAGGUGCCCUGAAAAUGAACAGAACAGUAACAACUCUCAAUCUUUCCUCUAACAGUAAAUCGGAUGCAGGUGUAAAAGCAAUUGCAGAUGCUUUGAGAAUAAACACAACACUAAGACGUCUUGAUAUUUCCGGUAGUAGUGUAUCCGAUGAAGGGGCAAAAGCAAUUUCAGAUGCUUUGAGAAUAAACACAACACUAAGAAGUCUUGAUAUUUCCAGUAGCAGUGUAUCCGAUGAAGGGGCAAAAGCGAUUGCAGAUGGUCUCAGAAUAAACACAACGCUCACAACUCUUGAUCUUACCAGUAAUAGUGUAUCCGACCAAGGGGCAAAAGCAAUUACAGAUGCUCUGACAAUAAACACAACAGUAAGAAUUCUUGAUAUUCAGCGAAACAAAAUAUCAGAUGAAUGGGCAAAAGCAAUUACAGAUGCCUUGAAAAUCAACAGAACAGUCACAAGUCUUAAUGCUUCUAAGAACAGUAUAUCGACUGUAGGUGCAAAAGCAGUUGCAGAUGCUGUGAGAAUACCAACAGCAGUAACAACUCUUGAUAUUCAGCGAAGCAAAAUAUCAGAUGAAGGGACAACACCACUUGUAGAUGCCUUCAAAAUGAACAGAACAGUAGCAACUCGUAAUGUUUCCAACAACAAUAUAUCGGCCAUCGCAGAUGCCCUGAAAAUCAACACAACCGUAACAACUCUUAAUGUUUCUGAGAACAGUAUAUCCGAUGUAGGUGCAAAAGCAAUUGCAGAUGCUCUCAGAAUAAGCACAACUGUAACAACUCUUGAUAUGCAGCGACACGAAAUGUCAGAUGAAGGAGCAAAAGUACUUGCGGAUGCCUUGAAAAUGAACAGAACAGUAACAACUCUCAAUGUUUCUUUUAACAAUAUAUCGGAGGCGGGUGCAGAAGCAAUUGCAGAUGCUCUGAGAAUAAACACAACACUAAAAACUCUUGAUAUUUACUGGAAUAGUGUAUCUGAUGCAGGGGCAAUAGCAAUUGCAGAAGCUCUCAGGAUAAACGCAACACUGACCACUCUUGAUAUUUCCUGGAAUAGUGUAUCCGAUAAAGGGGCAAUAGCAAUUGCGGAUGCUCUCAGGAUAAACACCACAUUAACAAUCCUUGCUAUUGACCGAAAUAAAAUAUCAGAUGAAGGGGCAAUUGCAAUUGCAGAUGCCUUGAAAAUCAACAGAACAGUAACAACUCUUAAUGUUUCUGAGAACAGUAUAUCGGAUGUAGGUGCAAAAGCAAUUGCAGAAGCUCGCAGAAUAAACACAACAGUAACAAUUCUUGAAAUUCAGCAAAACAAAAUGUCAGAUGAAGGGGCAAAAGUACUUGCAGGUGCCCUGAAAAUGAACAGAACAGUAACAACUCUCAAUAUUUCUUGUAACAAUAUAUCGGAGGCAGGUGCGGAAGCAAUUGCAGAUGCUCUGAAAAUAAACACAACACUAAAAACUCUUGAUAUUUACUGGAAUAGUGUAUCUGAUGCAGGGGCAACAGCAAUUGCAGAACCUCUCAGGAUAAACGUAACACUGACCACUCUUGAUAUUUCCUGGAAUAGUGUCUCCGAUGAAGGGGCAAAAGCGAUUGCAGAUGGUCUCAGAAUAAACACAACACUAAGAAGUCUUGAUAUUUCCGGUAGUAGUGUAUCCGAUGAAGGGGCAAAAGGAAUUGCAGAUGCUCUCAGAAUAAACACAGCUGUAAAAACUCUUGAUAUUCAGCAAAACGAAUUAUCAGCUGAAUGGGCAAAAGCAAUUGCUGGUACCUCGAAAAUGAACAGAACAGUAACAAUUCUGAAUGUUUCUCGUAACAGUAUAUCGGAUGCGGGUACUAAAGCAAAUUUGCUCUGA